Molecule: messenger RNA, 2117 nt
Organism: Exserohilum turcica Et28A
Lineage: Eukaryota; Fungi; Ascomycota; Dothideomycetes; Pleosporales; Pleosporaceae
Exons: 1
Coding region: 6-2117 (703 amino acids)
Biological process (GO): mitochondrial translational initiation
Cellular component (GO): mitochondrial small ribosomal subunit
Molecular function (GO): structural constituent of ribosome
Source: RefSeq, a predicted model, not a curated record
CCAACAUGGCUCUAAGCCGCCAAUCCCUCUCCCCGACAUCUCAUCUGCUCCGGAAUUCCCGACUUUUCUCGCUCCCCAACCCGCUCCCACGGCCGCCAAUUAGCGAGACCUUUGGCGCGGGCCUCACCAAGGCGUCCGAUACAGCAACGCUACCAUACCCCACACACCAAGCCAUUGCUACCACAAAAGCCUCUCUUGCGCGUGGCGACUGGGGCCUGAAGCGGGCGAUUCCGUCAAGGAGUCACCUUGUCCAAGUCAGUGAUCCAGUGCUGAGGGUGACGCAGCUGGACACGAUUGAGCAUGUCACCGACUUUGACUCGGCCGCCGACCAUGUACGGACAAGGGAAAAGUGGGAAGAGAUGGGAGUGCCCAUGAUGAAGGGCAUGUCGCAGAUGCGGGAUUUCGACCUGAGCGGGGUACCGCCUGGAGGGGCCUUUGAGGUUCGCGAUGAUACAACAAGUUAUGAUACUGACUUGGGACUGGACGAAGCUGGCUUGUACCUCAAGGCGCUGAGGAAAAGCAUGCCUGCAGAGCGAAACAAAGCCGAGUGGGAGGCGUUCAAUGCCACCUGGGCACAGAGGUGGGAAGAGAAGAAGGCAGAUUGGCAGGCCCGUGGGUGGGGCACCCAGCUCGCCGACUUUGAAGCAUUCCAGAAAGAGGCAAACAAGGCAAGGAAGCAGGCUCGCACGUCGCGCAGCAAAGCAUUCGAGGUGGAGCUCAAGGCUUUCCGCGUGCCUUGGGACGCAAAAUGGGCGGCAAAGAAGGCAGAAUGGCAGACGCGUGGGCUCACUGACCCUGACCAUGCCGAGCGAGUCGCCGAGACAAAGGCGCUUUCAAAAGAGAUGCGUGCAGCUCAGCAAAGUCUCUGGCGACAAUGGGUCGAGACAAAAGCCUCCCUGCCUGCUGAAAAGGCACUGGCUUCUGUGCCUUGGCUGGACGAGUUUGUGGCGUUUGAGCAAGAACAGCAAAAGGAAAAGAAUGCCCUGAAACAGAGACUAGCAGCGUCCAGUGGCUCGGCUUCCACGCCGUUUACACCAUUCAUUCCGCCCCCCAUAGAUCCCAUCGUGCACAACACCAAGCGGUGGAAGCAUGACGGCCCUUGGCUACCGGGCAUGGGCGCUGACGACUUUGUCGCUUAUCUCAGUAAAGAAAUCACCGCCCGGAAGAAGGAGUUCAACAAAUAUCUAGUCGAGUUUGUAAAGAACGAAAUCUACACGUCCCGCCGCCUAGCCGCGUCCAAGUCGCAGGAGACGCCACCAAUGGACAUUGAAGAAGCCGAAAAAUGGCACAGGCAACAAGAAAAGGCCUGGCGCCAUAUCACGCAGCAAGAAAUCGAGGCGGGCAUCAAGGCUCUGCGCAAGGAAACUGCAAACGACCCCUUGGCAAGCAAGCUCGUCAGCAAACUGGUUCUUCCCUUCCUGAAGCUGCCGGCCAUCAAGUUCAAGUACAAGUCUUACUCGCAAGACGCAUCCAGCCGUGACGUGGAUCAAUAUGCGUUUGAUCAAGAAGCGGCACCAUUGUCGACACACCCCAGCGCAGGUCUGGGCUACCUCCGCACAAAAUCCUACCUGCCCAACCAUCCGAUUCUCGGCCCACAAGCCAGGACGGCGCCUGUUCCCGCGCGUGUGGUGCAAGCCCGGCGUACAGGCAUCAAGAGCGAAAUCUACGCGCGGCUGGGAGUAGGCGGGUUCGUGGCCAACGACCAGUACAGGAACACAGAUACCAUGUCUGUGGCUCGGGCCAACCUGCCUGGCGCAAAGGAUGUGGAAACAAUUGACAUUGACACGCCUGGGGGCAGGAAGAUAGCGGUGGAGCCGCUAUUUGGUAGCGUCACGAACAAUGGCAGAAUCCACAUCAAGCUGAAGCGGUCGACGGGCGCUGAAAUGGCCGUGGCGCGGGGCGAGCUCGACGACAAACCACCCGUCAGAGAGCACGUCGACGAGGAUCCUUUGCGCAAUCUCACGUCGACUAUGGGCAGGAGUGGGGUCAAAGAGUUGGACGAGCAGAGUGGUGAGGCGGUGAGGUUCAGCCAGUUCCUGGAGAGUGUAACGCCACAAGGCAAGAAUAGCGCGCCCCCAGGCUUUCCGGGAGUUGCGAGUGCCUUGAGGGGCGAUUAG